This is a messenger RNA of Triticum turgidum subsp. durum (durum wheat), 807 nucleotides long. The record is from the annotation of a GenBank genome assembly. NCBI's taxonomy places the organism in Eukaryota, Viridiplantae, Streptophyta, Magnoliopsida, Poales, Poaceae.
AUGGGCCGCCAAGCUAGUGCUGCACGAAAUGACCUCGAGCAUAUGCUAUCUCAUGAAAACGAGCUGCCAAAGGCCUUGACAUUAUCACUUUUGGAAGACAUUACAGAUGGUUUCUCUAAGAACCAUCAAAUUGGCAGCGGUGGGUUUGCAGUGGUUUACAAGGGAGUGCUUGAGAAUGGGACUGUUGCUGUGAAGAAGUUGCUUGAAAGUCUUGAUAUUCCUGAUAAUAAAUUCAAUGAAGAAAUUCGUUGUUUGAUGAGAGUAAAGCACAACAACAUAGUCCGGUUUUUGGGAUAUUGUGCUAACAUACAAGGCCAAAUGGAAAACUACAAUGGAGAUUUUGUCAUGGCAGAUAUACGUCAAAGGUUGCUUUGCUUUGAGUAUGUACCUAAAGGAAGUCUUCAUGAGUAUAUCAAAGAUACAUCUUCUAGACUUGACUGGAUAAAGAGUUAUCAGAUAAUAAAGGGUAUUUGUGAAGGUUUACAUUACCUUCACCAGAAUUGCAUUGUUCACUUAGAUCUCAAGCCAGCAAAUAUUCUGUUGGAUGACAAUAUGACACCAAAAAUUGUUGACUUUGGUCUGUCAAGGUGCUUCGAUGAAAAGCAAAGCCAAGCUAUUACCGAAAAUAUGGCUGGAACAUUGGGGUAUAUGGCACCAGAAUUUCAUAGAGGAGACAAAUGCAUGAUCACAUACAAAUCGGACAUAUAUAGUCUUGGUGUCAUAAUUAUAGAGAUGCUUACAGGAAAGAAGUGGUAUCCAGGAUAUCCUGAUGUUGAUAAUGUAAGAACAAUAUCGACUGUUUCAUGA